AUGUCGAAGUCGCGAUUCCGAGAUCCGAAUCAAUGGUCCCAUCCGCAGGAUCGUGCAGACCCCGAGAAGGCUCCCUCGCCCGCGUUCUAUGAUUCCUUCCCCAGCGACGACGAAAUCGUAUACUCCGACACGUCCCGCGUCACCUCGGGCUCGUUGAGCUCGCAUAUUCCCAUGUUGCCCAGUCCCUCGCGGCGGCGAAGGCCGCGGAGGAAUGGCAUCAUGCCGCAUCGAUUGAUGAGAUGUCUUUGUCUCGCCCUUUUCGUCGCACUACUCCUCUUCGUCCUCAAUUUGUUCCGCUUCACCCUGUUUGGAAGUGCGGAACAAGUGCCCAUUGAAAUGUCGAAACCCGCUCCGAAACCACACGUAUGGGAAAGCUUCCCAUUCCUGAAACGUUAUCAUGGAGGCAUCAGAACAUUGGUAUCGCGGAAGGAAAAUGUGCCAGAGUACCCGGGAGAUGGUGCUCCAAGUGACGAAUUAACGCCAUCCAUGGAAGACUCCCUGCUAGAGAAUGGAGGAAAGGGACAAGAAAAACAGGGCGAAGAAGAGGAAGCUAGAAAGUUUGUGCAAAAGCGCUCGGAGAAUAUCCCUCUUACUAGCUCUCCCUUCAAUCCCUAUCCGGAUUACAAGUCAGAGGAUUACAUUGCGAAGUUCGGCGAAAAGGUUGAAUGUUUCCUCGAUGCGGAAAACCAGGUCAGGAUACCUUAUUUACAAUAUUACCCUGGUGUGCCUCAAGGUUUCCCCGAAGCAAUCAUGGGCUCCAACGAAAUGUUAGGCAUGCGUGACGAUGUUUGCUUCGAUCGUUUUGGUCGUCUCGGUCCAUAUGGGCUCGGAUACGGUGCUAGGAAGGGCGGCAGUGGUGCUGGCAUGGAAGGCGAGCGCGAAGGUUCCGAGCGUGUCUGGGAUGAUUAUCCACCUGUCGACUUCCGUGGAGUCAGUUGGGCUGCGGCUCAGAAUAGCUGUAUCAUUGCUAACCGUCACCGAUUCGCUGACCUUGGGGACCCUCGCAUGGAUCGUGCUUUUGCCAUGCCAAUUGGUGCUCCAAAAGCCCAUCUAGAAACCCUCCCGGCCCCUCAGGAUAAAGUCCACGGUACGGACCAUCUACCACGUACGGCAGUUUUAAUCCGAACUUGGCACGAAUACCAUUACACCACUGAGGAUAUACUCUACUUGCGAUCUCUGAUCUCGGAGCUGUCGUUGAUGACUGGCGGUGAAUUCACCGUGCAAUUCCUGAUUCACGUCAAAGACGACAACUUGCAGAUUUGGUCUGACGAAAAGACAUACGAUCGUGUCCUUCGAGAUUCUCUUCCGGAAGAGUUCCAGGGGAUGGGAAUUCUAUGGUCAGAACGACAGAUGAAUCUAAUAUAUGGUGGCUUGGAAGAAAGUUUCGAGCGUGGGCUACCAGUUCAUGGUGUGUACCGCAGCACUUUCAUGCCUGUCCAGUAUUUUUCUUAUCUACACCCGGAGUAUGAUUAUGUCUGGAACUGGGAGAUGGAUGUUCGCAACACCGGGCAUUGGUACCAUUUAUUUGACAAGGCAAGCAGUUGGGCGCGCCAGCAGCCACGAAAGGGCCUAUGGGAGCGGAAUUCUCGAUUUUAUGUUCCCAGCGUACACGGGCCUUGGGAUGAUUUUAUGCACACUGUUCGCGUGCAAACGGAACUCGGCACCAACAGUCCCAACAACAUCUGGAGUGCAGUGAAGGACGCGGAUGCCAAGGCUGAUCCCAAUCACAAGGACCACGGCCGACAUGGUGAGGAUUUCAUAUGGGGCCCAGCGCGUCCACAUGAAAGCGACAUCUUGGAGCUCGAUAUAGAUGGAAUACCUCCCACGAGUAUGGAGAAGGAUAAGUAUGAAUGGGGUGUUGGGGAAGAAGCCGAUCUCAUAGUAUUCAAUCCACUGUACGACCCCGAAGGAACUACAUGGCUGCUCCGAAACGACGUUACUGGCUACAAUCGGGAAGAAGGGUUACCAGAACGUCGCGCUGCCAUCAUCACAGCGUCUCGACUUUCUCGAAAACUACUCAUGACCAUGCACCGUGAGACAAGCAUGAAGCGACACACAAUGUUCUCCGAAAUGUGGCCGGCAACUACAGCACUACAUCAUGGUUUGAAAGCGGUCUAUGUUCCUCAUUCGGUGUACAUCGACCGCAAAUGGCCACCACGAUAUGUGGAGGCUGUCUUCAACGGAGGCCGAAAUGGUGCUUCUGGUGGGGCUCGCACAUCGAUCUUUGGCGACCGCGAGCACAAUUUCCGGGGUACUACGUGGUUCUAUUCCGCGGGAUUCUCGCCUAAUCUUUACCGCCGCUGGCUGGGAUAUAAAGUCGACAACGAUGGUGGUGAAGAGGAAGAGCUGGCUGGUGAGGGCAGGAUAUGCCUGCCGCCUAUGUUGUUGCAUCCGGUCAAGGAUGUGCAGUUGGUGAUUGAUAAUGGAGACGUUAACGAGGAAGGCGAUGGGCUGCCAUCGAUACCUACGGAAGAAUCAUAA
Molecule: messenger RNA, 2481 nt
Organism: Talaromyces atroroseus
Lineage: Eukaryota; Fungi; Ascomycota; Eurotiomycetes; Eurotiales; Trichocomaceae
Exons: 1
Coding region: 1-2481 (826 amino acids)
Source: RefSeq, a predicted model, not a curated record